UAGAUGGCUCGUCCGCGCUGCUGGCCAAUUGAGUGCAACGUCCGCAUUUUGGCGGCCAUCUUAGGACAGGGCGCUCGCUCACUCGUAGCAUUGAGUUUUAAUGAUGCAGGUACUUUUAAAUGACCAUAACUUGCUUAAUUUUUUACCGAUUUUUAAACGGUUUGGUUUGUUAUAAACGUCAAAGAUGUACCUAUGACACUGCAUACCUAUACUAAAAAUAAAAAAUAAAUUAAUGAAACAUGUUAAAGCAUCCAGAAUUAUAGCCACGUUAAUAACGUUUGUAAAAACCCAAACCGUUUGAAAAUCGGUAGAAAAUUGAGCAAGUUAUGGUCAUUUAAAAGUACCUGCACCAUUAAACUCAAUGCUACGAGUGAGCGAGCGCCCUGUCCUAAGAUGGCCGCCAGGUGAUGCCGUUAGGGACUCCGCCUUGAGCCAUCUAGCCUUUAUAUACAUAUCUAUGUAUUAUCAGGUCCAUAUUCCGGAACAGAGGGGGCGGUAAUGCUCCAUUAAGGUGGUUGCCAACCGCCGGUAAAAAAGAAAGAAGAAGAAGAUUUAUCAGUAUUGUAACACAUGAAACGAGAAACAGAACGCGUUAUAAGAAAAAAAGACCGCUUUUGGAAUUUACUUAUCAUGGUUGAAAACACAGUUCUGGACCUACACGUGGAAAUCGAAAUGGCAGAAGCAAGUAUUUCAGUGGCUCAGGAUCAGUUUACUUGCCCAAUCUGUCUGGAUCUACUGAAGAAUCCAGUGACCAUUCCCUGUGGACACAGUUUCUGUAUGGACUGUAUUACAAACUGCUGGGAUCAAGAUGAUCAGAAGCGAAUCUACAGCUGCCCUCAAUGCAGACAAACCUUCACACCAAGACCUGUUUUAGGUAAGAAUGUGGUGAUUGCUGAAAUGCUGGAGAAACUGAAGAAGAAAAAACUUCAAUCUGCUCCUGACUCUGCUCAUUGUUACGCUGGACCUGAAGAUGAGGAGUGUGAUAUCUGUACUGAGAGAAAACUAAAAGCAGUCAAGUCCUGUCUAGUGUGUCUAAACUCUUACUGUCAAAAUCACCUCAACCAGCAUGAGAAUUUCUUUAAAGAUAAAAACCACAAUGUGAUCGAUGCCACAGGACGACUACAAGAAAUGAUCUGCAAAAAACACAACAAACAACUAGAAAUCUACUGCCGUACUGACCAACAAUGCAUUUGCUAUCUGUGUACGAUGGACGUUCACAAAAAUCACAACACUGUGACAGCUGUGGCAGAGAGGACAGAGAAACAGAUGCUUUUGGGAGAAACAAAAAGAAAUUUACAGGAGAGAAUUCAGGAGAGAGAGAAGAAGCUUCAGGAGCUGAGACAGACUGUGAACUCUCAUAAGCGCUCUGCACAGACAGCAGUGGAGGACAGUGAGAGGAUCUUUACUGAACUGAUCCGAUCCAUUGAGAGAAGACGAUCUGAGGUGACCAAACUGAUCAGAGAUCAGGAAAAGACUGCAGUGAGUCAAGCUGAAGGAGUCAUGAAGCGUCUGGAGGAGGAGAUUGAUGAUCUGAAGAGGAGAGACGCUGAACUGAAGCAGUUUUUACAAACAGAUGAUGACAUUCAUUUCCUGCAGGGUUUCAAGUCUUUCUCUGUGACUUCUGGAUCUUCAGAUGUUUCCAGCAUUACUCUCAGUUCUCUUCUCUCUUUUGAUGACUUUGGAAAAUCUGUUUCUAAACUCAGAGAUAAACUGGAGGAUUUGUGUGAAGACGAGAUUAAACGUAUAUCUGACAGAGUAAAAUCCACUGAAAUUAUUUCCAAACAACCCAGAACUAGAGAGGAUUUCCUACAAUAUUCCAUUCAGCUGUCUCUGGAUCCAAACACAGUGAAUAAAAAUCUCCAGCUGUCUGAGGAGAACACUGUGACUACUUACACUGAAACAGUUCAGCAGUAUCCUGAUCAUCCAGACAGAUUUGAUUACUGGCUGCAGGUGUUGUGUAGAGAGAGUUUGUGUGGACGCUGUUACUGGGAGGUUGAGAGGACUGGUAGUGUUGGUAUAUCGGUGUCAUAUAAGAGCAUCAGCAGGAAGGGAGAGGGUAAUGAGUGUAUAUUUGGAUAUAAUGAUCAGUCCUGGAGAUUGUUCUGCAGUGACUCCAUCUGCUUCUUCACUCACAAUAACAAAGACACUUCACUCCCUGUAGUAUCUAGGUCCUGUAGAAUAGGAGUGUAUGUGGAUCACAGUAAAGGAUCUCUGUCCUUCUACAGCGUCUCUGAUACAAUGAACCUCAUACACAGAGUCAACACCACAUUCACUAAACCACUUUAUCCUGGAUUUUUGAUCGAUCCAAACUCAACCAUGAAGCUCUGCGAUCUGACAAGAUAGAAGAUACAUUUAGAUGGAUCUAGUUGUGGUGUAGUGAAGCAGCAGUGAAUGUGAAACAGUUCAUAUUUACACGUUUUUUUGUUGUUGUUGGACGCAGAAACAUAGUUUGUGUUUGUUCUGUUUUAAUUUUUUUUACUGAUUUCUUCCAUGAAUAUUUUAAGUAUGUAUUUGAUUCUGAUUUACUUUUUCUUUUUUGUUAGAUUUUUUAUCUGCUUUUAGACUGAUUGUGUGUCAUGUUGUAUAUCUGUCAUAAUUCUGUAAUGUAUGUUUUGAAACUGUAUAUUUUUCACAUAAAAUAGAAAAAUCUUUGUAUUUAUUUUAACUUUCAACAUGCUUGAAAAUCUCUUGUGCCCUCUCAUCUGGUAUGCAUCUUCUUGACAUUUAGGGGUGGUUUCCUGGACAGGGAUUAGCUUAAGCCAGAACUAGACCGUAGUUUAAUUAUGAAAUAUAAGUAGUUUUAACAAACAUGCCUUACUAAAAACAUUACUGGUGUGUAUUUUGAGGCAAAACAAAGGGCACUGAUGUAUUUUUAAGAUAUGUCAGUUCAAGUUGUUUUCAUUUUGGACAGCUCUUACAUUUAUUUUAGUCAAGGACUAGUCUAAUCCCUGUCCAGGA
Misgurnus anguillicaudatus (oriental weatherfish) is the source of this 2958-nucleotide messenger RNA. The record is from RefSeq and is a predicted model, not a curated record. Lineage: Eukaryota; Metazoa; Chordata; Actinopteri; Cypriniformes; Cobitidae.